Messenger RNA from Myiozetetes cayanensis, 6648 nucleotides. It is a transcript of the gene WIZ, whose product is annotated as WIZ zinc finger. The transcript is spliced from 11 exons. Gene Ontology annotation, molecular function: DNA-binding transcription factor activity, RNA polymerase II-specific; RNA polymerase II cis-regulatory region sequence-specific DNA binding. NCBI's taxonomy places the organism in Eukaryota, Metazoa, Chordata, Aves, Passeriformes, Tyrannidae. Bases 200 to 5491 code for a protein of 1763 amino acids. Gene Ontology annotation, cellular component: nucleus. Gene Ontology annotation, biological process: regulation of transcription by RNA polymerase II. The record is from RefSeq and is a predicted model, not a curated record.
GUCGAGGAUCCAACCUGCCCUUCUCCACCAUCCUCCUUUAUUCCACACCAGGGUUUUCAUCCUCAGUUUUAAUUCUCACCCUGUAGCGGCGGGGGGAGGUGUUUGGGGUGAUGGUUCAUUCUCGGGGGAUCCACAUUUCGGUGGUUGGUACCUGCUUGCCCCUCCCAGGGGUCUCCAAACCCUCCGAGGCUUUCCCGGGAUGAAGGUCGGAUCCUCUUCGGUUUUGCCGGCAGUCCCUGGCCACCCACCCCCCCGAGUGCCGGCGCCGCGUCCUGCUGCGGGCGAGCCAGCCCGGCCGGCGAGGGAUGGAGAGAGCUGUCCCCGAUUUCUCGGAGCGCCGCGGAGAUGGAGGCAGAGCCCUCUUGAUGCCCCCCGAGCACAGCCACGACACCUUCGCCGCCCCCCACGGCGAGGAGCGAGAUUCCUCCAGGAUGCCAAGAGAGCCCCGGAGCCCCCGGCCUCGUCCGGGACGGAGACGGAGCUGGAGGAGGACGCGUUUUACGCCGCGGGGGAGCUGCCGGCGAUGAGCAGGGAGGGGAAGGGACCCCCUGGCGUGGAGGACCCCGACUUCUUCUCCUCCCUGUCCCGGCAGGAGCCCGACGUCGCCCUGGAAGCGCAUGACGAGGCCGAUGAGCCCGACCCCGCCCUCUCUGGAGCCGUCCCGGCCGUGGCUCACAGGACGGAGCUCGGCCCCGCGAACGAGGAGCACCUGGAGUUCCCGAAGGGCCUGUACAGGACGGACGCUCGGAGCGCCCUGGAGCUGCACAACAUGACGGUGUCGGUGUCGGGCGGCGCGUCCUGGGACGGCCCCGCCCUGGAGCCCCGAGCGGGCCAGGGCAGGCAGGAAAGCACUUUAGAGAGGCUCUCGGGCCCGAAGGACUCGAAGGAGUUUGCCGGGGAGCCCCGGGGGGUGGAGGCCGUGCGGGUGGAUCCCGAGCAGCUGGAGAGCGACCCGGAGGAGCCGGAGCGCGGGAAGGCGGCGGCGGAGACGCCCGGUGCUCGCGGUGCCGAGGAGAGGUAUCUCAGAAACGAACCAAAGCAGCUCGAAGGGCUCGGCAAGGAGCACUCGGAGAAAGGCAGGAGGGGGGUCCAGAGGGUCGACUGGAUCCCCAGGCCCAACAGGAGCCCGAGCCCUCACUACAAAGACAUAAACAAGCCGACAGAUGUAGCAGCCAACCUGCCCUUCCGGGGCCAGGCCGUGCGUGAAGUGCCUCCUCCGCUGCCCCCCACGGUGUUCAGGAAAACGCUCAACCCCGUCCUGGGCAAACCCAAACCCCCGGAGGGCUCCUCGUCCCACAGGAAGGGGCUGGUGGUGGACUCGGACUUGGCCGAGGUCACGCCGCUCUCGGCGGCCGAGUGGACGAUCCAGAAGCCGAGCCUGCAGCUCGGCGCCGAGCUGGCCGUGGGCAAACAGUCGUGGACGGUGAACGCCGAGGACUCGGUGGAGCGGGUCCCGCUGAUGUCCCUGGAUCCCGCCCCCUGCAGCUCCUACGACGUGGAGAUGAGGCCCUACGUGUGCAGCGUCCUGUUGGAGGAGCAGGGCAAGGAGGAGCUGGGCCAGGAGGAGGAUCCCUCGGUCUACACCUGCAUCGAGUGCAGCAUCUACUUCAAGAAGAAGGAGCACCUGAUGGACCACAUGCUCCAGCACAACCGCGGGCCGGGCAGGGACCAAGACGGGGACGCCCUGGGGGGGCAGUGCCAGUUCUGCUGCAACGAGUGCGGGUGGGCCUUCGGGGACCCCGCGGCGCUGGAGCAGCACAAGAGGCUCCACCAGGAGUCGCGGGAGAAGAUCAUCGAGGAGAUCCAGAAGCUGAACGAGUUCCCUGACGAGGGCCGGGAGGCGCGGCUGCAGUGCCCCAAGUGCGUCUUCGGCACCAACUCCUCCAAGAUCUUCGUGCAGCACGCCAAGAUGCACGUCAAGGAGCGGAAGGACCAAGGGGCCAAGGGCGCGGGUCUCUUCGGGGGCGCGGGCGCCGGGGAGGUGCGGGACGGCCCCGGGCACGGCCUCUACAAACACUUCAAGGCCAACGAGCACCCGGCCCUGCCGGCGCCGGCGCCGCCCCACGGCAGCGCCAAAGGGCUCAGCACCUGCGUGCUCUGCAGCUUCCCGGCCCCCAACGAGAACAUCCUCAAGGAGCACAUGAGAUACGCCCACUCCCACCUCUCCUGGGAGGCGGAGGUGUACGAGGACGACCCCAACCAGCCGGGCACCAGCAGGGACGCCUACAGCCCGGCCCGGCCCGGCCGCUUCCCAGAGGCGGAUUAUUUCGGCAAAGCCGACCGGCUCUUCCCCCCCGCCCCCCGGGAAAGCACGUCCCACUACGACCUCCCCCACGGGUUCUCCCUGGCCCAGCCCCGGCUCGACAAGAGCAACGGGGCCACCAAAAAGGACUACCAGGCCUCGGGCUUCCACACCAGGAAGGCGGCCCCGUUCGCCGCCCCGCACAAAAGCCCGGGCCUGUCCGGCUUUCCCUCCGCCAGAGCUUAUUCCCAGCUCGCUCUGCAGCAGCUGAAGAGAAAAGCGGCGGCUCAGCACCUUGAAGGAGACGGCGACGGCCUGCGCAGCCACCCCGGGGGGCCGGAGGAGCUCCGGCACAAGUGGGUGUUGGACGGCGGGAGCGCGGAGGAGGAGAUCGCCGAGAGGGAUCCGGGCGAGGGCGGGGCCGCCAGAGCCGUCACCAUCCCUCAGGCUGCCUUGGACCUCAAGAGGACGUUCAGGGACACCCUGAGGGCCACGGACUCGUCGAUAGCGUCAGAGGAGCAGCAGCAGCAGCUGAGGAUGAUGGUGCCCCUGGUGCUCCUGGAGGAGGUGAACCCGCACCCCAAGGCGGCCAAGCGGCCGCGGGGGAAGGCGUUCAAGAGGAAGGCGACGCUCCCGCCCCGGGAGUUGGCGAUGGAGGAGCCCCUUCCCUUGGAUGUGCUCCUGCUGGACGCUCCCCUGGAGGGUCCCCUGGAGCUCGACGACCUGCUGGACUCGGACUCCAGCAUGUUGAAGAACGAGGAGAGGAAGUGUCCGUACUGCCCCGACCGCUUCCACAACGGCAUCGGGCUGGCCAACCACGUGCGGGGCCACCUCAACAGGGUGGGCGUGAGCUACAACGUCCGGCACUUCAUCUCGGCCGAGGAAGUGAAGGCCAUUGAGCAAAAGUUUUCCUUCCAAAAGAAGAAGAAAAAAGGUAUUGCCAACUUCGACCCCAGCACCUUCAGCCUGAUGCGCUGCGAGUUCUGCGGCGCCGGCUUCGACACGCGGGCCGGGCUCUCCAGCCACGCCAGGGCCCACCUGCGGGACUUCGGCAUCACCAACUGGGAGCUCACCAUCUCGCCCAUCAACAUCCUCAAGGAGCUGUUGGCCAACUCCUCGGAGCACCCGAUGCUGCAGGCGGCCCUGGGGGCCGAGCCCUCGUCGCCGAGCCGGGACAGGGACGCGCUCGGCGGCUUCGCCCCCUCCCGCAAGAGCGUCCCCCCCGUGCCCGAGUGCGGCCUCGCCCGCUCCCCGCUGUCCCCCUUCCUCCCAGCCUGGGGAGAGGAGCCCCUGCAGCCCUACAGAGACGUCCUGGCUCCCGAGGAGGACGAGCUGGUGGCCAUGGAAGUGACUUCCCCCCCUCCCAUCCCGAAAAAAAGCUCCGCUCAGCUGGACCCUCCCCCGCCCCGGAUCGGGACCAAACUGUCCCCGGAGCCGCCCGGGAACAAACCGGAGCCUCCGGACGCCAAAGCCCAGAGCCUGACGACGUGCGAGGUGUGCGGCGCCUGCUUCGAGACGCGCAAGGGGCUGUCGAGCCACGCGCGCUCCCACCUGCGCCAGCUGGGCGUGGCCGAGUCGGAGAGCAGCGGGGCCCCCAUCGACCUCCUCUACGAGCUCGUGCGCCACAAGGGCAAGGCCGACGGCGCCGCCCUCGUCCCGCCCCUGGCCAAGAAAUCGGCCUCCCCCAAGGACCCCGGGGCCGCCCCCCGGCCCGCGCUGCUGGCCCUGGCCAAGGCCGAGCGCCCGCCCGACGGCGCCGUCAACAAAGCCAUCAAAUCCCCGCCGGGCUUCGCCAAGGCCCUGGCCCAGCCGGGCUCCCCCGUGCUCAAGAAGGUGCCGCCCGCGCUCUCGGCGUCCCCGUCUCCCAAGAACUCCGAGGAGAAGAGCUCCAAGCUGGCGCUGAGCCCGCUGCCGGCGUCGCCCAACUCCCAGUGGCCGCAGGAGGAGGACGGGCCCCUCAACUUGACGUCGGGGUCGGAGCCAGCGCGCGACAUCCGCUGCGAGUUCUGCGGGGAGUUCUUCGAGAACCGGAAAGGUCUGUCCAGCCACGCGCGCUCCCACCUGCGCCAGAUGGGGGUCACCGAGUGGUCCGUCAACGGCUCCCCCAUCGACACCCUCCGGGAGAUCCUCAGGAAGAAAUCCAAGCCCUGCCUCAUCAAGAAGGAGCCGCUGGCCCCGGGCCUGGAGCCGCCCAAGCCGCUGGGGGAGGACGGGAUGGAUCCCAAGGCGCCGGCUCCGGCCGGGAAGGUGCUGCAGGGGCUGUCCCUGGCCCCGCUGGGCGGGAGGCCGGGCAAGCCGGGGGCCGGGGGGGCCCUGGCGCUGACGCCCCUGGGAUCCAAAGCUCCCGGAGCCUUCCUGGCUCCCAAGCGGCCGCUUCCUGACGACCGGCUGGGCCCCCACGGGGAAUCCAAGCACAAGGCCUUCGGCCCCCCCGAGCUGUCCUUCAAGGCCAAGGCUCUGCACGACAAGGCCUCCUCCGAGGCGUGCUGCGAGCUGUGCGGGCUGUACUUCGAGAACCGCAAGGCCCUGGCGAGCCACGCCCGCGCCCACCUGCGCCAGUUCGGGGUCACCGAGUGGUGCGUGAACGGCUCCCCCAUCGAGACCCUGCGCGAGUGGAUCCGGCACCGCCCGCACAAGGCCGGCGCCUACCGGAGCUACAUCCAGGGGGGCCGGCCCUUCUCCAAGAAGUUCCGCAACUCCGCGCACGGCCGGGAGCACCGGGGCGGCCCCCUGGGGCUGCAGCCCGCGGGCGUCACCUUCCUGGGGAAGGGGCUCCCCGGGGAGCUGCCCCACGGCGACCCCGCCAAGAUGCUGGACGGGGCGGGAGAGAGGGCCCUGAUCACGUCGCCCCUGUCGCUGGUGAAGCUGGAGGAGCACCAGCGCUCCAACAUCAGCAAGUUUGAGCGGAGGCAGGCGAGGCCCCUGGAUGCCGCCCUGCACCGGGAGGAGGAGGGCUCGGAGUUCCAGCAGAAGCUGGAGGAGACGCGGCCGCCGCCGCCGCGGAUGCGCCCGGUGCCGUCGCUGGUGCCGCGCCCGCCCCAGACCUCGCUGGUCAAGUUCGUGGGGAACAUCUACACCCUCAAGUGCAGGUUCUGCGAGGUGGAAUUCCAGGGCCCGCUGUCGAUCCAGGAGGAGUGGGUGCGGCACCUGCAGCGGCACAUCCUGGAAAUGAAUUUCUCCAAAGCGGAUCCGUUGCGGAGCGAGGCCCCCGCGCCCCCCGAGCCCCCCGCCCUGGCCGAGGCUCAGUAGCGCCAUCCCAGACCCGGCACGGGGAAAAAGCGGCCGCGGGAGCCGCCGGAACAUCCUCACACCCCCCCCCUCCCCACUCCCCGCUCCCACCAUCCCGUAGUUUUUGGGAAAGGGGGGAAGAGGGGGCGGGCGGGGCCCGGAUGGAUCGCUGCCUUCGCCCCUCCGGAGCGUUUUCCCCCCUCCUCGUCCCGGGGAUGAGCUGGGGGUGGGGCCACAAUCCCGGCCACAAGCACUACAUGGAUCCCGGAUCCCGGAUCAGACCCUCGGGAAUCCCUCGGGACGCGCGCGGCACUCGCCGGAUCGGGGCGGGAACCACUCGAUGCCGGGACGGGGCGCGGGGGAGGCCGAACCUUCUCCCCCUUCCCCCCACCUUUCCUCGCUUCCCAAAAUCCGUGUUUUUUUAACCCAAAGAACAAAACGGUGUCGCCUUUUCCCGGUGGCGAUUCGGGCCGGAGCCGGGGCCGGAGGGAAUUCCGGGUGCGUUCCCGGAAAACGCUGUGGAUUUUGUACAUGACCCCUUCGAGAGUUCCUGUAUAUUCCAGGUUUUUUUUUUUCCAUAGGCGCCGGUCGGGUUUAGUGGCGCGUAGAUGUCGGAAUCCCUUGGGUUCCGGGGUUGCAUGUUCCCAAAAUCCCCCUUUUCCCGCACCGAAACGCCGCCGCCUCCCUCCCGCCCUUCCCGCCGCGGCCAAACGAAAAUCCCACCGGAUUCGCCCUCCUCUUCCCGCUGCUGAUUCCCGGGAGUUUCUCCGUGGGGGAGCUCACCAGUGGGAGCUGGGAAAUCCCUGGGGAAUUCCGGCGUUCCCACCCGGAAGCGGCCGCAGCGGCGCCGGGAGGAUUUGGCUCAGUUUCCCCUUUUCCCAAAUUUUUUUUCCCGGUUCCACCGUUGCUUUGUUGUUUUUUUUUUUCCCAGUUUUUUUUUUUUUUUUUCCUCGUCCCAGCUCCAUAGACCCGACUUUUUUAAACUCUAGACUCGUGUAGAAAUAAGGAAUAUUCAUUUUUAUUUGGGAAUCCCGAAACUUCCGAAUUUCGGAAGGAAUUUUAACGGAUAAAUAUUUUUUCCUUUUUUUUUUCUUUUUUUUUUUUUUUUUUUUUUAUUUCCACUUUUUCGGGACGUUUCUGGUGAUUCCUGUACCCGGGAGUGUGGGACGAUGGAUUAA